Psilocybe cubensis is the source of this 1245-nucleotide messenger RNA. RefSeq lists its product as uncharacterized. The transcript has 8 exons. The coding region runs from base 1 to 1245 and encodes 414 amino acids. The record is from RefSeq and is a predicted model, not a curated record. Lineage: Eukaryota; Fungi; Basidiomycota; Agaricomycetes; Agaricales; Agrocybaceae.
AUGCCUCUUUCUCUGCAUUUCAAAACUGUUGAUAGAGCUGAAAAGCCAGAUACACAUUUUGGUCACCUUAUUGCCUUUCAAAAUUCCGAGUCUCUCGUUAGUCAAUCUAAAAGGCCAUUUGGGCCUUGGGGCAUUUGGACGCCUCCAAAUGCCUUGGCAAGGCAUUUGGGGACUUGGUCACUUUUGCCGAUGAAAGACCAGAAGGCUCACGCAACCUCUACCUAUCCAAAUCUCUAUAGCGCUGUUUGGUUUGAGUGUUCACCGGAUAUUGAACAAAUUCAAGUUGACACGACCGCCUGUAAAAGAAUGAAGCCUACCGAUAAGCAUAACACAAAUCCCUCAACCCGAGGUCCACUCGACAACAAAACUAUUGUGGCAUUUCUUGCAGAACUGCGAAGUGCGGACCGUCUGCCGACACAGUUAUGGCGCGUUGUAUCUCGCGUCAAGAAAGAGCAUCCGCAGUGGAUUGUGACUGAAGACAUGAUACGCACAGCGUAUGAGAGCAUGCGGUGGGAUAUCAAAGAACUUUGCACUCUUACUAAAGAUGAGAGAGCUGAAGCAAGGGAAAGGGCAAAAGAGAUGGCCCCACGAACCAGAGAACAAAGGGUACAUUCGGGUCACUGUCUGCCUUCCGAGGUCGCUAACCGUGUCGACACCUCUUCUUAUCCAAACACACAGAAAACAGCCGAGAAAGCCCUCGCAGGACAGAGGAAGAAUAUACGCGAAGAAAACAUUCGGAACACCCUAUCUACGCUAUCUCCUGAUCCAAACCCUUCGCCCAAGUUGCUGAAUGACGAGCUGGAUAUUAAGCUUGCUGUCGAGUUUCUGAGAAACUUGCGGGAAACAGAAGAGACACCGUCCUCGUCAACCAAAGCCUACAAGCGCUUACGAGAGGCCUUUACCGAAUACGAAAUUCCCUACCCUUUCUUUGCUGAGGCCUUCGCCAAAGCAGGUUAUCGCAAACGAAGGGAGGCAAAACAGCCUGAUGGGAAGGUGGAGAGAUCUCAAGCAUCUGCUGCGGCACCUUCGGUCAAGCCUGUGGAGCGUAUCAAGGCACCACAGGCACCAUCUAUCAGCAACGUGACUGCAAAGGGCAAGGUGGCAUCAGUCAAAGUAGAUGAAAACAUAGAUCCUAAUGGCAAGAGAAAAGGGGCAGACAACUGCGACAGAAAGCCCAAGAAGCAGCACCUAAUUGGCGUAAUCGAGGAAGAUCAUCCCCUUACCCCCAGGCACCGAAAGACAUGA